This is a messenger RNA of Closterium sp. Naga37s-1, 6441 nucleotides long. The record is from the annotation of a GenBank genome assembly. Lineage: Eukaryota; Viridiplantae; Streptophyta; Zygnematophyceae; Desmidiales; Closteriaceae.
AUGACAGCGUGGGUUAGUCCGAGCGCCAUCUUCAUGUGGACCAACGCUAACACCGCCAAGUUCAGCCAGCAGACGCGAUGCCCCAAGAAAAAACUCCAAGAUUUCAAGGCAGCGUUAGAAGAGGCUCAGGAGAUCCACAGCAGGACCAAGGGGAAGUCGGCUGGGUGCAGUGGAGCAGGAGGGCUAGCUGCUAACGCCUCAGCACCUCAGAAGCAGCAGCAGGGCGACGGUUCGAGUGCGCAGCAGCCGGUGCACCUGUCACAGGAGAUACAUGACGAGGAGGGCUUCUGUGUGCACUGCCGCGUGCAUGACUACACUCGCAGCUUUGGCCCCAGGUGCAUCCUCAUCUGUUCAUGCUGUUGCGAAGAAUGGCAUGUGAGCUGUGCGGAGGAGGUGCAGGGAGUGAAGGUGCAAGCGUCAGUGCUCGACAGUGACGUGGAAUGGCACUGCUCCCCCUCCUGCGCCAAGGUGGCGGCGGAGCUGAAGGGCAUGGAGGGCAAGAGAGUGGAGAUCCCCAAUGACACUCCCUUCUCCAUUGAGCUCGCCCGAUACAAUGAGAACGACCGAGGCUCCCGUCAGUCCAUAGCAGCAGCACUCAAGGUACGCAUUUCCCUGCCCUCCCUCCGCCUUCCCUCCCUCCCUCCCUCCCUCUCCCCCUCUCCCAUUCCCUCCCUCUCUUCACCUCUCACAACCUCUCUCCGUUCGUCUUCCGUAUCCCAUCCCCUGUUUCCCUCCUGCCACUGUUCCGUCACCGUACUCAACCCCAUCCAAUCCUCCUCGUCUGCCAACACCUACCAUCACCCAUUCUCCCCUCCCCGAACCCCUCCAUCUGCCCUCUGCGCGUCCCCUCAGAUCCUGCAGGCAUCGUUUGACCCGCUGGUCAUGGACGAUGGGUCGGAGCUCAUAGAGAGCAUCACCAAGUCGCUCGAGUCUGACGGGUCAGUGCCGUGCCUGCGGUCCCGUAAUUUUCGGGUGGUGAUUCUACGCAAGGGAGCAGUGCCCAUCACUGCAGCCACGUUCAGGGUGUUUGGAGCAAAGUUUGCUGAAAUGCCAUUUGUGGCAACUCGUGUCGACUACCGGCGCAACGGCAACUGCCGGCGACUCAUGCGAGUGGUGGAGGAUAUACUUCGCCUUCUAAGGGUGCCAGUGCUGUACAUGCCGUCAGUCAAGAGCGUGGUGGGCAUGUGGACUCGCCGCUUUGGCUUCCAGCUGCCGCCCACGGCUGAGCUGCAGAUGAUCGAGAAUAAGAUCAUCUGCCCGGAUCCCGCUAGUUCAACCAUGCUGAAGCGGGUCAUAGAGCCUAUAGGCAAGUCAGCUGCUGCAGGCACACCCUGUGCGUUGCCGCCUGCCGUUCUCCCUCCCAUGCGCACUCGCCGUGCCAUUGCUGCUGCUGCUACCGCCUCUGCCAGUGCUGCUGCCAGCCAAAGCAUGUCUGCUGGUGGGAGUGUGAAUCUCGCUGGCAGCGCUGCUGCUGCCGCCGCCGCCGCUGCUGCUGCUGCUGCAACGUCUGCUGGUGGUUCUGUGGCGGGAAAGCGAAAGAAGAAGGGGAAAUCAUGCGAUAAAGGGGCCGUCAAGGGAAGGGCUGCAGCAGAGGGUACAGGCAAUGGAUCUUCCAAGCCAGGUGGUCCUGCCAAAGCGCCCUCUGUGAAAUCUGAACCAGCUUGUUGCAUGGAUUCCGCCCUAUUGGCGUCUGGUCCUAUAGCAGUGUCUGUUCUUGGACUCAGCACUGGCACUGGCGCUGCAGCAGCGGCAGCAGCAGCAGCGAGUGCAGCAGAGGCAGCAGCGGGUGGGGUGAGCGGUUUUGGACAGAUUGGGGCGGAUAAGGGUGGUGCAGAUAAGGAUGGGAGGGGUAGUGGAGAUAAGGAUGGGAGGGGUAGUGGAGAUAAGGAUGGGAGGGGUAGUGGAGAUAAGGAUGGGAGGGGUAGUGGAGGAGUUGGUGCUGUUGGGGGGCUAGGCGUCCAGCAGGGGCAAGAGGAUGGGGCGGCAGCGUCGCAGGGGGUGUGUGGUGAUGUGACUGGGAUGAAGCAUGUGGCAGGAGCAGGUAUCUCUGUGAAGGUCGGCCUUGCGCAGAAAGCAGGGCAAGGGGAGAUGGUUGCGCCAGUACCAGCAGUAGGUGCAUCAACAGCAGCACAGAAGAGUUGUGUGGUUGCUCAGGGCCCAUUCGCCGGGGUUGUUGUGAAGCAGGAACCUGGGACGGUGCCGGCAGCACCGCAAUUUUCACCAGUACCACCAUUCCCCGCGUCAGGACAGGAGGCUGGUGCGUUGGUGCGGCCACAGGUGGUGGUGAAACUGGAGCCUGGCGUGGAAGGGGAUGCAGGGGUGCAGGGGACAGGCGCAGGGGUGGCACGGCGAGGAGGUAAAGGUGGUGCCUCCAAGAAGCCACGGCACAACCCUGCUGCUGCGGCUGUUGGUGGUGGUGGCGCUGCUGCUGCUGGUGCUGGUGAUGGUGGUGGCGCUGGUGCUGUUGGUGGCACCGGUGCUGGUGUUACAGCCAGCAAGCAGCGGAAGCGAAAGCGGCCUCAGGGCAAGGGCGCGUCAGGUGCAUGCAGAAACGAAGGGGAGCAAGAGGAGGAGGAUGAGGUGAGGGUGUUCUCACAAGAGGAGCAACUGUGGUGGGAUGACCGUGUGAGCAGAGUGCUGGACCAGUGGGCUGCUUCGGUGGCUGGAGGUGGGAGCAAGGCAGGCGCAGGAAGAGGGACCAAGGGGCAGGAUCCCGGGGCGAAGAGAGUGAAGCAGGAACCACAGGAAACCCCACAGCAGCAGCAGCAGCAGCAGCAGCAGCAGCCGUUGCUACCGUUGGUGGAGCAGUAUGCCUUGUUUGGCACCGCCACUGUGUGCAGAGGCACUGCUGCUGGCGCUGCUGGUACUGCUGCCACUGCUGGCACGUUCGGAACUACUGGAACUCCUGCGUUUGGACCACCCUUGCAGCCUGCACCAGGCGUGCCUUAUCACGUCCUCCCUCCUGAUAUGACCUUCACUCGCCUCAUGCAGGAAUGCCUGCAGAUUCCCACCGCAGCCACAGGCACAAGCCGCAUGCCAGCAGCAGCAGCACCAGCAGCACCUGCUGUUGCUGUUCCAGUUCCAGGAGCAAUCGCCACACCAGCUGCAGCAGCAGCAGCAGAUGUGCCUACAGAGCAGCAGGGCCAGCAGCAGCAGGGGGAGAAGGAAGAGCAGAUGCGGUGUGAGCGGGAGAGGGUGGAGAGGGAGGUGGAGGAGGCAUUGGUAGGGCAGGUGGCGGACCUGGUGAGGGCGCUGCCUCAAGACACCCUGCUGCAGGCGCUGCUGGGAGGGUUGAGAGGGGCAGGCGGGGGAGAGCACGAAGCUGGUGGGCUCAGGAGGUGCCUGGAAGGAGUUUCAGGGGCAGGCUCAACUGCAGCCCAUCGCAUCUUGGAAGCCGUCUUGGCUCAGUGCACGCCCUUGCUGCAACCACUGCUGCCACCACCACCACCACCAGCAGCAGCAGCAGCAGCAGCAGCAGCAGCAGCUGCUGCAGAAUCAUCUGGCAUGCCUUAUCCAGCAAAGCCUCUCACAUCACAAAAAGGAAACGCUGUACCUGCAAAUAAUCUGGCAGCAGCAGCAGCGGCAGCAGCACCAGCGGCAGCAGAACCAGCAGUAGCAGCACCAGUAGCAACAACCACAGCAGCACCUGCAGCAGGACGGUCGCCUCUACCAGCGCAGGUUCUUGCAACAUUGGCCACCCAUGCCCCUGGAUCCCCUGCUUGCAGAUCAACAGCGGCAGCAGGUGCAUCCCCUCUAGCUGCCCUCACGCGUACCCCUGCAACCUCACCAGAGGCUGUUGCUGCUCUUGCUUCUCUGGCCGCUGGCCUGCCUGUGCACGCACUGGAAAGAGAUGCCGAGCUGGAGAACUCAGUCUGUGAAGAUGCUGUAGAGGGUGGGACAGGGAGAGGGAGAGGGAGAGGGAGAGGGAGAGGGGAAACGGAAGGACCUGUGAGGAAAGCAGUGGGAACUGGUGGUGGGCAUGUGUGGUUGCUUGCAGCAGGUGGAGGCUUGGGAGAUGGAAUUAGGGUAGAGGAACUGGCAGAAGCUGAGGUGGCAUUGCGAAAGGCAGGGGAAGCAGGAGGAGGCGGUGUCAGCAGCAGGGGGGGGUGCAAGGGUGACACUAAUGGGAGGGAUGCAGGGGGGCAUGAGGGAGCAGUGGCGGAGGGAGCAGUGGCGGAGGGUAAUGGUGACGAGCUAGCAGCAGAGGGGUCAACGGGGGAAGAUGCGAAGCAGAGCACACAUGUGAAAGUCGAGUCAGAUCAAAGGGCAGGUCUUUUGACGGAAGGCAGGAAGGAUGACAGGGCAAUUGUUAACGGGCGCGGGCAGCAGGUGGGGGGCCAACAGGAACGCGAUGGGGGGAGAGAAAGCAGUGAACAGCACGCAGCAUUGGUGGCGGUGAUGGGGGCGGUGGAGCUUGCUGCCCCGGAUCAGGUGGCAAUGGAUGAGGGGCGGAUGGGUGAGAAGGACGUGGGUGAGAAGGACGUGGGUGAGAAGGACGUGGGUGAGAAGCAGGUGGGUGAGAAGGACGUGGGUGAGAAGGACGUGGGUGAGAAGGACGUGGGUGAGAAGGACGUGGGUGAGAAGGACGUGGGUGAGAAGGACGUGGGUGAGAAGCAGGUGGGUGAGAAGCAGGUGGGUGAGAAGCAGGUGGGUGAGAAGCAGGUGGGUGAGAAGCAGGUGGGUGAGCCGACUGACGAAGGCAGCGUUCCGAGGGACGCAGUGGUGGUGGGGGCGACUGCUGACACGUCAGCAACAACAGCAGCAUUGGCGCCAGCAGCAGCAGCAGCAGCAGCAGCAGCAGCAGCAGCAGCGGUGGCGGCGGUGGCAUUGGCUCCUGGUGAAACUGUUUCGAGCAGCUGUCAUGCGGUGGAAAGCACCCCGUCCUGCUCUCUUUCACUGCUAUCCCCAGCAGUCACCCUUGCUGUCAACUCUGAAAGCACCCCUACCGCAGCUGCCGUCACGGCACCUGCAGCUGCAGUCGCUCCACCUGCAACCACGGCCAAUUCUGUCCCUUCAACAGCAGCAGAUGUUGCUGCUGUGGCUGCAACGCUGCCUGCUGUUUUCUCAUGCACCAAGGGAGAGAGCAGGAGCCGCGAAGGGAAGUGCUCGGGCCACAAAGGGGAGUGCUCGAGCCUGUGUCGUGGUGAUGGUACUCCCCUCGCUCUGGAUUUCCUGGCUGCUGAUCUGACUGCAGCAAGGGGGAGGCCGUAUGUGAGACCGGUGGUAACUGCCAUGGCAUGUGUGGUGGAGGGUGGGGGGGGUGGAGGAGAGAGAAGAGUGGUGGCGGAAGGAGCAGCAGCAGGGAGAGGAGAGGUUUCGGUCGGGGGGGCGGUAGGAGGAAGGGACGAGGGUGCGGGUGAAAGGGCAACGGCUGGUGGUGGGAGUGGGAGGUGUGAGGGAGUCCACACAGAGUCAAACCACAGGACUCUCCUUCCUGCCCCCAGCAUGGACCCAUACCAGCCUCGUUACCAUAACCCUCUUAUCCCCCCUUCCUUUCCUAACUUCCAGUCCCUGCCCCCCGAUGUGCUGCGCUCUCUCCUCUUUCAAAGCCAUCGCCCUGUGCCUUCGCCUGCUGCUCAUAGGAAUGUGCCUCUGCGCUUUCCCCCUGCAGCAGCAACCACAGCACCCCUGUCAGGCGCACCAGUACAAGCACAUGCACAGGCACGGGGACAGACAGCAGCAGCAGUGCAAGCAGCACCGCUCUCAGGAGCGAUGCAAGCAGCAGCCCAAAGUGCAUUGCCGACAGGAGCAGCGUCUGGCACCGCUAAAGCACAUGCCACAGUAGCCAUGCCACCACCAUCCGUGAAACCACCAGCUACACUGUCCCAAGCCAUCAAAUCCUUAACUCGCACUCUCCCACCCGCUUCCCUCAUACCCCCCCAAGCUCCUCCCAGCCUUACCAUGCACAUGCCCUGGCCGCUACUCCCAACCAUGCCUGGGAACACAGGUUCUACCCAUCCUUCCUGCCCCCUCCCAUACCUUCCCUUCUGCAACCCUCUCUCUGGGUUCAGCUUGCCUUCUGGUUGGAACAGGGUGGGCGGGGAGAGGACUGUCGGAGUGGCAAGGGAGGGGAGUUUAGCGGCGGGCCGUAGUGAUGGUUGCAACGCCAGUGGCAGUCGUGGAGUGGAUGGUAGAGCUGAUACUGAGGGUAAGGAGAGCAAGGGUGCAUUGGCAGUUGAGGAGAGCAAGAGUGCACGGGGUGACGAGGAGAGCAAGAGUGCAUUGGGUGACGAGGAGCCCAAGGCAGGGAUUCUUAUGGCGGCUGGGGGUUAUUCCCUCUCACACGCGCCCCAUGAUUCCUACAGUGGACCCACCCCUCCCCACCCUUGCUCGCCCCUCUGCCCUCCUGCUGUGCUGCUGCAGGUGGGUGAGUCCCCUCCUGACAUCAUCAACGAGUGGCCGGCAGUCCACAGAAUCACAGGGUUCUAUCUAGAGGAGUGA